This is a messenger RNA of Triplophysa dalaica, 5020 nucleotides long. It is a transcript of the gene col1a2, whose product is annotated as collagen, type I, alpha 2. NCBI's taxonomy places the organism in Eukaryota, Metazoa, Chordata, Actinopteri, Cypriniformes, Nemacheilidae. The record is from RefSeq and is a predicted model, not a curated record. The transcript has 50 exons. Gene Ontology annotation, molecular function: extracellular matrix structural constituent. The coding region runs from base 129 to 4187 and encodes 1352 amino acids. Gene Ontology annotation, cellular component: collagen type I trimer.
UCUUUAUUAUUCUAGCAUCACGGCAGCAGGUUCCGGCUAAGUUUGGAGUUUAUAUCACAACUGUAUGCCUGCUUGAAUUAGUUAAACCAGGGCACUGCAGCACAAGGAGUCUGCAUGUCGGUAUAGACAUGCUCAGCUUUGUGGAUACCCGGAUUCUGUUGCUGCUUGCAGUGACUUCAUAUCUAGCAUCAUGUCAAUCAACACCCAGGGGACCAAAAGGACCCAGAGGUGACAGGGGUCCUAAAGGACCAAAUGGAAAAGAUGGCAGACCUGGAUUUCCUGGGCCAGCCGGUCCUCCUGGCCCCCCUGGUCUUGGUGGAAACUUUGCUGCUCAAUAUGAUGCCGGUAAAGGAGCCGAUCCUGGACCUGGACCUGCUGGUCUGCAAGGACCUAGAGGCCCUGCUGGACCUCCUGGUACCCCUGGACCUCAAGGAUUCCAAGGACAUGCUGGUGAGCCCGGAGAGCCAGGACAGGGUGGACCCGUAGGUGCUCGUGGCCCUCCUGGCCCUCCUGGCAAAAAUGGUGAAGAUGGUAACAAUGGCCGACCUGGAAAACCUGGUGAUAGAGGAACCCCUGGACCUCAGGGUGCCCGUGGUUUCCCCGGAACUCCUGGCCUUCCAGGAAUGAAGGGACACAGAGGUUACAAUGGUCUUGAUGGUCGUAAAGGAGAGCCUGGUGCAGCUGGUUCUAAGGGAGAAAAUGGUGCUCCUGGAGGAAAUGGAACCCCUGGACAGAGAGGUGGUCGUGGUCUUUCUGGUGAGAGAGGUCGUGCUGGCCCAGCUGGUCCAGCUGGUGCCCGCGGUGCUGAUGGCAACACUGGUCCUUCUGGCCCUGCUGGUCCCUUGGGAUCAGCUGGUCCUCCCGGUUUUCCCGGUUCCCCUGGACCUAAGGGAGAGAUUGGAGCUGCUGGUGCCUCUGGCCCAUCUGGACCUCAGGGACAAAGAGGAGAGCCAGGUCAAAAUGGUGCCGUUGGCCCUGCCGGACCCCUUGGUAAUCCUGGUGUUAAUGGUAUCAAUGGUGCUAAGGGAGCAGCUGGUGCACCAGGAAUUGGUGGCGCCCCUGGUUUCCAGGGCCCUAGAGGAGGACCUGGGCCCCAGGGACCUUCUGGAGCCUCUGGCCCUAGAGGUCUUGCUGGUGACCCCGGCCCUGUUGGAGUGAAGGGAGAUUCUGGUGUUAAGGGUGAGCCUGGUAUGGUGGGUCCUUCUGGUGCUCCUGGUCCUGCUGGUGAGGAGGGCAAGAGAGGCCAAACUGGUGAGCAGGGAUCUACUGGACCUGCCGGUCUGCGUGGACAAAGAGGAGCUGCUGGUACCCGUGGUCUUCCUGGCGUGGCUGGAAGAUCAGGACCAAUGGGCAUGCCUGGAGCCCGUGGUGCCACUGGUAGCACCGGAGCUCGUGGACCUGCAGGAGAUGCUGGUCGUGCUGGUGAGCCUGGUCUUACUGGAGCUAGAGGUCUCCCUGGAAGCCCUGGCAGUUCUGGACCCCCUGGAAAGGAAGGGCCUGUUGGUACCUCUGGUCAAGAUGGCCGCACUGGCCCCCCUGGCCCAACUGGGCCAAGAGGUCAGCCUGGUAACAUUGGAUUCCCUGGUCCUAAGGGACCUGGUGGUGAGGCUGGGAAAGCAGGUGAGAAAGGACCUUCUGGGCCUGCUGGACUGAGAGGUCUCCCUGGAUCUGAUGGUAACAACGGCCCUAGUGGUCCUGUUGGACUUGUUGGUUCCACCGGUGAGAAAGGAGAACAGGGUCCCUCUGGUGCUCCUGGUUUCCAGGGUAUACCUGGCCCCGCAGGAAUUGUUGGUGAGGCUGGCAAGCCCGGAGAAAGAGGUAUCCCUGGAGAUCAAGGUGCAUCAGGACCUGCUGGUGUGAAGGGAGAGCGUGGUACCCCCGGACUCACCGGAGGUGCUGGUUCUCAGGGACCCAUCGGUAACCGUGGCCCAGCUGGUGCUCCUGGCCCUGAUGGAAACAAGGGAGAGCCUGGUGCUGUUGGAAUGGCUGGUUCCCCUGGACACCAGGGAGCAGCUGGUAUGCCUGGUGAGCGUGGUGCUGCCGGCACUCCUGGAUCUAAGGGUGAGAAGGGUGAAGGUGGAUAUAGAGGACUGGAGGGCAAUAUGGGAAGAGAUGGUGCCCGUGGUGCUCCUGGACCCAGUGGACCCCCUGGACCUGCUGGUGCUAAUGGUGACAAGGGUGAGACUGGCUCCUUCGGUCCUCCUGGACCUCCUGGUGCUCGUGGUACUCCUGGAGAGCGUGGUGAGUCUGGGCCUGCUGGACCUUCCGGUUUUGCUGGACCACCUGGUGCUGAUGGCCAGACCGGACAAAGAGGUGAGAAAGGUCCUGCUGGUGGAAAAGGUGACAUUGGACCUGCCGGCCUUUCUGGUCCUGUUGGCAAUUCUGGACCUCCCGGCCCUACUGGCCUUGCUGGCUCACCUGGUGCCCGUGGUGACAACGGCCCAUCUGGUCUGACUGGUUUCCCUGGUUCUGCUGGCAGAGUUGGACCACCUGGCCCUGCUGGUAUUGUUGGACCUUCUGGUCUCACUGGUCCUCCUGGAAAAGAUGGCCCCCGUGGACUUCGUGGUGAUGUCGGCCCUGCUGGUCCCCCUGGAGAGAACGGAAUGGUUGGACCUCCUGGCCUUUCUGGUGAGAAGGGACCCUCUGGAGAGACCGGUGUAGCUGGAGCACCUGGAACUGCUGGGCCUCAGGGUCAGCUGGGAACUCUUGGAUUCAAUGGACUUCCUGGUGCUAGAGGUGACCGUGGUCUUCCUGGUGCCCCCGGUGGUGUUGGUGAGCCUGGUAGACUUGGCCCUGCUGGUGCCCCUGGUGCGCGUGGCCCUGCUGGCAACAUCGGCAUGCCCGGUAUGACUGGACCUCAGGGUGAAGCUGGACGUGAGGGAAGCCCUGGUAAUGAUGGACCUCCUGGCCGUCCUGGUGCUGCUGGCCUAAAGGGUGACCGUGGUGAGCCUGGUUCCCCCGGACCCGCUGGAAUUUCUGGAAACCCUGGACCCCUUGGACCAUCAGGCUCUGUUGGCAGACCCGGAAACCGUGGUGAAUCUGGACCCUCAGGUUCUUCUGGACCCGUUGGACCUGCUGGAGCAAGAGGUGCACCUGGACCUGCUGGCUCUCGUGGUGAGAAGGGUGUUGCAGGAGAAAAAGGAGAAAGGGGCAUGAAGGGACUUCGUGGGCAUCCUGGUCUGCAGGGAAUGCCCGGACCCAACGGUCCUUCCGGUGACUCUGGCCCUGCUGGUAUUUCUGGUCCUGCUGGUCCAAGAGGCCCAGCUGGUCCCAACGGCCCCCCUGGUAAGGAUGGUUCAAGUGGCAUGCCUGGUCCUAUUGGACCCUCUGGACACCGUGGUCCUGCCGGACAUGUUGGACCUGUUGGUCCUCCUGGAACUCCUGGUCUUCCCGGACCCGCUGGCCCAGCUGGUGGUGGAUAUGACACCUCUGGUGGCUAUGAUGAGUACAGAGCUGACCAGGCCUCUCUCAGGCCCAAGGACUAUGAGGUGGAUGCCACCAUCAAGUCUUUGAACACUCAGAUUGACAAUCUGCUCACUCCUGAGGGAUCCAAGAAGAACCCUGCCCGUACCUGCCGUGACAUCAGACUCACCCACCCAGAUUGGAGCAGCGGCUUCUACUGGAUCGACCCCAACCAGGGCAGCACCAUGGAUGCCAUCAAGGCCUACUGUGACUUCACCACCGGCCACACCUGUAUCUACCCCCACCCCGAGAGCAUCCCACGCAAGAAUUGGUACAAAAGCUCCCAGGAGAAGAAACACGUUUGGUUUGGCGAGACCAUCAAUGGUGGAACUGAGUUUGGCUACAAUGACGAGACCCUUAGCCCACAGUCCAUGGCUACUCAGCUGGCUUUCAUGCGUCUGCUGGCCAACCAGGCAGUCCAGAACAUCACCUACCACUGCAAGAACAGCAUUGCCUACAUGGAUGCUGAGAAUGGAAACCUGAAGAAGGCUGUGUUGCUGCAGGGCUCCAACGAUGUCGAGCUCAGGGCAGAGGGCAACAGCCGAUUUACUUUCAGCGUCCUGGAGGAUGGAUGCAGUAAACGAACUGGCCAGUGGAGCAAGACAGUCAUUGAAUACAGAACAAAUAAACCAUCUCGUCUUCCCAUCCUCGACAUUGCACCUUUGGACAUUGGUGGCGCAGAUCAAGAAUUUGGUUUGGACAUUGGCCCAGUCUGUUUCAAAUAAAUAGACUCAUGAUAAAUGAAACGAGAGAAAGAAAGAAAAAAUCUCUGCCCUUCUUUCUGUGUUUUUUUAUACUGAAUGCUGAUUUUUCUGCAAAUCCACUUGCUUAAGCUGGGCUCUAUCGGAGAGGACCAAUGGACUAAAAGCAGCAUUGCGCAAUGCAAAUUAAUACAGCAGCCCAAAGAGACUCGGGAAAACACCAUGUUAUGGGACAUGUCAUCAUUUUGUAAAAAUAAAAGAAGUGUAAUAAAAACAAUGAAAGUAUACAUCACUUUGUGGUCUUUGUAUAUCUUCCAAAGAGGAAGUUUAAAACCACAAUCUCCGUAAGGUUUAAACUACCUCAUGUGUAAACGAAAAUAAUAACCAACAUCGUAAAUGUCACUAGUUGAUACCAAGGCUUCAAGUUCUGUCCUGUUGUAAAGGUGCUCCGAUACUUGCCGCAGUGAUAUUAUAUGGUGCUAAACAUGAAGCUGUUGAGAAAACCACUUUACUGUAUUACUUUGUAUUGUCUCUGAGGAAAAUUGCACAGGUCCCCCUGAUAACCCCAUUUUUAAGCAGGUGGAGUUUUCCUAAACCUGAUGUUUGUCUGGUUUUCACCUUUUGUUUUGUUUGUUUUCUCUGAGUUUUGUUUUUGUUUGGUUUUGUUCAGACAUUACAUUCUUUUACGUCCCCAGUGUUAAUAAUAACAGCAAAGUUCAUCCAUUUUAAAGGGUUGCAGAGGCCUCUUUCAAAACAAACCACAAAGUUUAUUGUACCUAUUUUGUAUAUGUGAGAUGUUUAAAUAAAUUGUGAAAAGUUCUGAAAAUAAAGCAUGUCCAAUGUUCCAAAACACAUUA